AUGGCGAGUAAUGCCGCCAACCUCAACGCCGUGCGGGAGACGAUGGACGUUCUGUUUGAGAUUUCAAGAAUAUUAAACACUGGCCUGGAUAUGGAGACAUUAUCUAUCUGUGUGCGUCUUUGUGAACAGGGGAUAAAUCCAGAAGCAUUAUCAUCUGUUAUUAAAGAACUGCGUAAGGCCACAGAAGCUCUAAAGGCUGCUGAAAAUAUGACAGGCUGA
Molecule: messenger RNA, 219 nt
Organism: Mesitornis unicolor (brown roatelo)
Lineage: Eukaryota; Metazoa; Chordata; Aves; Mesitornithiformes; Mesitornithidae
Gene: MZT1
Product: mitotic spindle organizing protein 1
Exons: 3
Coding region: 1-219 (72 amino acids)
Biological process (GO): mitotic spindle assembly; microtubule nucleation by interphase microtubule organizing center; gamma-tubulin complex localization
Cellular component (GO): interphase microtubule organizing center; gamma-tubulin ring complex; centrosome
Source: RefSeq, a predicted model, not a curated record